Messenger RNA from Mustela lutreola (European mink), 2438 nucleotides. It is a transcript of the gene SLC14A1, whose product is annotated as solute carrier family 14 member 1 (Kidd blood group). Gene Ontology annotation, cellular component: membrane. The transcript has 12 exons. Lineage: Eukaryota; Metazoa; Chordata; Mammalia; Carnivora; Mustelidae. The record is from RefSeq and is a predicted model, not a curated record. Gene Ontology annotation, molecular function: urea transmembrane transporter activity. Gene Ontology annotation, biological process: urea transmembrane transport. Bases 295 to 1737 code for a protein of 480 amino acids.
GACAGGGGACUGGUCCUUGGUAAUGCUUUGGCCGGGGCUCCUGAAGUGGGAGGAGAAAGCAGAGGGCAUGGAUAUGCCGAGCGGGGUUCUGAGUAUGAAACUGCCAGGUGCCUCCUCCCAGCACUAUCUGCUCCCAAGCACCCUCCCUCUUACUAGAGCCUAGCCGCCCUUUAUCAGCCAGAGCCUUCUGCCCCCGGGAAGCCAGCCGGCGCCUUUAAAGAAAACUGAGCACCUCCCACCACUUCGAACCCAAAACUACCUGCAAUAAAGACUAUUUAUGGAGAGAAAGGAAGGAUGAAUGGACAGUCUUUGAUUGGCGCCGCUGGGGACGCCCCUCGUGGUCCUCUUUGGAAGGACCCUUGUGGAGAUGAGGCUGGUGAGGCCGGGCUCCGAGGCUUCGCCUGGCUCGGCGUGGUCCGGGCACACAGGCCCCCGGAUCAGGUGCUUGUUGGCUAUGAUAAAUGCAACAAGGAUGGGGCCAAAACUAGCCAUGAGGACCCCUUAUUCACAGCCUGGCCACAGGGAGAAGAUGAGCUGGUUUAUCUGGAUAGAUUUGGGGAGCCGGAGGAAGAGGUAACCAUGGAGGACAGCCCCACUAUGGUUAAAAUGGACCAGGGUGAAAAUCAGGUUUUACCAAGUCCAAGAAGAAGGUGUCUCCCCAAGGCACUUGGCUACAUCACUGGUGAUAUGAAAGAAUUCGCCAGCUGGCUUAAAGACAAACCACAGGUGCUCCAGUUUGUUGACUGGGUCCUUCGGGGCAUAUCCCAAGUGGUGUUCGUCAGCAACCCCAUCAGUGGAAUCUUGAUUCUGGUGGGACUCCUGGUCCAGAAUCCCUGGUGGGCACUUAACGGCUGUGUGGGAACGGUGGUCUCCACCCUGACGGCCCUAUUACUUGCUCAGGACAGGUCAGCAAUAGCCACAGGACUCCAAGGCUACAAUGCCACACUGCUGGGAAUCCUCAUGGCUGUCUUUUCAGACAAGGGCAACUAUUUCUGGUGGCUAUUACUCCCGGUGUCGGCUAUGUCCAUGACUUGUCCAAUUUUCUCAAGCGCGUUGAACUCCUUGUUCUGCAAAUGGGAUCUCCCGGUCUUCACUCUGCCCUUCAACAUGGCAUUGUCGAUGUACCUAUCGGCCACAGGACAUUACAAUCCAUUCUUCCCAGGCAAAUUGUUCAAACCUGUAACCUCGGUUCCCAAUGUCACCUGGCCUGAGCUCAAUGCCCUGCAGUUAUUGAAAUCACUGCCCGUGGGUGUGGGCCAGAUCUAUGGCUGUGAUAACCCGUGGUCCGGGGGCAUUUUCCUGUUCGCCCUUCUGCUCUCCUCCCCACUCAUGUGCCUGCACGCAGCCAUCGGAUCGCUGCUGGGGAUAGCAGCAGGACUCAGUGUUUCGGAGCCUUUUGAGAACAUCUACUUUGGACUCUGGGGUUUCAACAGCUCUCUGGCCUGCAUUGCAAUCGGAGGAAUGUUCUUGGCUCUCACCUGGCAAACCCACAUCCUAGCUCUCGCCUGUGCUCUGUUCACUGCCUACCUCGGAGUCAGCCUGUCCCACAUGAUGGCUGUGGUGGGGCUGCCGGCUUGCACCUGGCCCUUCUGUUUGGCCACACUCCUCUUCCUCUUGCUGACCACGAAAAAUGCCAACAUCUAUAGGAUGCCCCUCAGCAAAGUCACUUAUCCUGAAGAAAACCGCAUCUUCUACCUCCAGGCCAAGAAGAAAAGGAUGGUUGAAAGCCCUUUGUGAGAGCAACCCCCACCCACAGCCAAGGUCCCAAGGGGGGACUGACAUGGCUGACUGCCCCCACGUGACUCCCACGUUUUCACUAGCUGUUUUUCACUAGCAACAACAUUCACACUAACCCAUUGGCAAUCUGCUCUUAGGCUCAUUUUUGCGGCUUUCUUUUAGACUCCAGGAACAUCCCCAAACGUGUGAGAGACACGUCCAGAUGGUCUGCCCUGGUUGGGGCGUGGGUGCUAGACAUACACUCUACUUAUAAAGUCAAAUGCUCCAACAGAAAGAAGACGUGAGACCAGAGCUCACUAUUUCUCGAUAUUCUUGGUGUUUGUUUGGCUGCAUGAUACUGACAGUAUUAAAAAUUAAGCUCUACAAACCAAAGAAGCCUUCAAAGAAUGGAAUUGGUGGUCACAAAUCAAAGUCAACCUAGAAUUCUCCGAUAAGCAGUUUGACUUGUUUAAAAUCAAUACAAGUUCCGUGAGACAGCUGUGGCGCCCACAGCUGGUUCUCCAGCUCCUGGGCAGAAGGGCCUGGAUGCGGUCCUAUGUAUGUAAGGGAUUCUACAGGAGACGGUUGAUUCUUUCCAGGCUGACACAUUGUGUGGGAGGGAGAAAGGGAUUUUAUCAGUCAGAAUGACUCUGUAGUGUUAUUUUUCUUAGACAUCACAAAAGACAUUUUAGAUAAAGUAUAUGAUAUUUUUCUUAGGGGAA